This is a messenger RNA of Debaryomyces fabryi, 3201 nucleotides long. RefSeq names its product DNA-binding transcription factor (gene CAT8). Bases 1 to 3201 code for a protein of 1066 amino acids. Gene Ontology annotation, biological process: DNA-templated transcription; regulation of DNA-templated transcription. NCBI's taxonomy places the organism in Eukaryota, Fungi, Ascomycota, Pichiomycetes, Serinales, Debaryomycetaceae. Gene Ontology annotation, molecular function: DNA-binding transcription factor activity, RNA polymerase II-specific; zinc ion binding; DNA binding. The transcript has a single exon. The record is from RefSeq and is a predicted model, not a curated record.
AUGGAAACCAAAUCGGAUGUUUCUACUCAAUCUAAAAAUCGAACUAAAGCAAAGGUAAAAAGUAGAUCAAAUGGUACAACUACAAAUACCAAAACAAUUAAAACGCCAGGUACUAGGGUUGAAAGAGUAGCUCAGGCAUGUGACAGAUGUCGUGCAAAGAAGACUAAGUGUGAUGGUAAAGUACCAACUUGUUCGAGUUGUGCAGCAGUCGGGUUUAAAUGUAUUGUGUCUGAUAAACUAUCAAGAAGGGCAUUUCCCAAGGGUUAUACCGAAACAUUGGAGGAAAGAAUUCGCCAACUUGAAAUAGAGAACAAAAAGUUGGUUGGAAUCCUCGAUUUACGAGAUGAACAGCUUGAUAUGCUAAAUACUAGAAUGAAUGGUCAAGAUUCUAGUUUUGACGAUAUACGAUCGAAUGGUUCAAUAAAGGACAACGACAUGCAGCCAGUUACAUAUUCGAACUUGUCUCUUUUGGAUAAGCAACACACGGAAAGGCUUCACGAGCACGAUGAUGGCUGUCCUUGUGGCUGUUCGAACUCUCCCCAUUCGAUGCAUGAGAGACCGGUUUCUAUUGCAGGAUCAAUAUAUGAUACGAAUACUGGCCAGGUAUCUGUUCCAGGAUCUAUUAACUUAAGUGAUGAUGACGAUAAUGAGAGUAUUCUCAGUGGUAGCGAUAUACUGCUGAUUUAUUCUCUGAAUAAUAAAAUGCUACUAAAUGCCAAUAUUGCGAACUUAACUAGGGCAGGCCAUAAUAUUGGGGGUGAAGCUAAUCCAGCACCAGGUGCAUUCGCCGCUGCAACGGCGAUUGCACAGAUGCAAAAAGAUCAACCUUUAUCUCAUCAACAGCAAUUAGAGCAUAAAGAACGAAGCAAAAAGCAAAUGCUAACAUCCUUAGUGGCAAUGUCAAUUCCAAGAAGUACUGAGGAAACUUUAUUUAUUCCUACCCUUUUAUCUAAAAUUUGCCAGGUUCAUGGAUAUGAUUCAAAACCAGCAAUACUAACCGCAAAUGCUAUAGCUUCAUUAAAAGAAAAUACCAAUGAGGCUAUGAUAAAUGAUUCAUCUUCUGAAGGGAGAAACGAUGAAAUUCUACUUAAACUAAUAAUGAAUAGGUCAAAUUUACAAAAAUUACCAGAAUCGGAAGCCAUUUACUUCAUUAGGAACUUGGUUAGUUUACCAAAUUCCAGAAUAGAUUUGGAUCAUUUGAUAACUGUUUAUUUUCAAGAUUGGGGAAAUGCGUUUCCAAUAAUUGAUAAGAACUCUUUUUUAAAAAAAUAUGUGAAAUUUACUGAGUUAUUGGAACUGGGGCUGACUGACUCUUUUUCCAACGAUGUGUCUUCAGAGCCAAUCGAGAAGUUUGCGGUGCUUAUGAUAUUAAUUUUGAGUUUAAGUUUAUUGUCUAAUAAGCAUAGUCAUAUGUCAUCUAAAAGUAAUAUAGAUCUGCAUGAUAUUGCUAAGAAAUAUGUAUCUUCUUUGAAUCAUUAUGACUAUCUUAUUCACCAGUUCAUAAAUCCAAAUUGUAUAAUGACGAAGUAUUGCUCCAUUCAAUCUCUUCAAAUCCUAUCCCUAGCAUUGCAAUAUUGUCUUGUUAUUGGUGAUAUUACAACCUGUUAUGAAUUAAGAUGUAGGGUUAUCACAAUGGCACAGCAGUUAAGAUUACAUAGAUGCCCUGCCGCAGUGUUGGGUGUAACAGGGAAUAACGGUGGAAGUGUUCAUUUACAGAAUUUCAUGCAGGGUGAAAGACGUAUUUUAUUCUGGUGUAUUUAUUGCCUCGAUAUUUAUUCAUCUUUAAGUUUAGGAGUUCCAAGGUUAUUGAAAGAUUUUGAAAUUGAAUGUGCAUUACCUUUUGCUGGGAAAAAUGAUGACGAUAAUGACGAUAAUGAAAAUAUUUUGAUUGUAAACAAUACCAAGUUAUCUAUUGUUGGUAAGGUUUCUAAAUUUGCUUUAAGUGUUAUGUUGUAUUGUAAAGUCCUAGGUAGAAUUUUGGAUUCUAUAUUUGCAAGAUUUGAAAAUAUAGAUGGACAGAAUAAAGCUUUGGAUCAAGAACGUAUGCUUGAUUGUUGGAGAAGGGAGUUACCUGUUGAUUUGAAAUUUGAAAUUGAUGUUAACGGGUUUUCAUUAGCAGAUAGUGACUCUUCAAAUGAAGUAGAAAACAGUACUUGGAAGAACUAUAGUAAACAACAAUUAACCCUAAUUUUCCUUUAUUAUCAUGCAAAAUUUUUGAUGUACUUACCAAUAAUAUCAAAGUACGGUAACCACUAUAAUGUAGGGUUACUGCAAAAAGAACAAUUAACAAAAGAGAAAGGGGAUGUCGGGGCAAUUGUUUCAAGUGUCAGCAUGAUUCAGCAAUCAUCCACAAGGAUUCUUGAAGUAUUGAAGAGUUUAUCCAAAUAUUCAUCUUCUUACGUUUUACCCAUUCCUAUUAAUAUUUCGAGGCAACAAGCAAGAUUUGCACUUUUAGUAGCUAAGGGAAGCCUUGACUAUAUAAAGGGAGGUCCAUUAUACCAAAAUCUGAAAGCCUUGCUAUUAGAUACGAUUGCCUAUUUAUCAGCGGAAACUAAUCACGAAAUACCUGGAGGAUUGACGAAGAAUUCCGUCAAACUUUUAGAGUUCGCUAUUUUAAGUAUUUUUGGCUUGAAUUUGAAUAAGACCCCACAAAAUAUUAAGAAAAAGCCAAAUCUUUCUAAUGUUCCUAUAACGAAAAUGGCAGUUGCAAGGGAACCUGUAUCACAACCUGAUACUUAUAACAAUAGUUUUAUUCGACCUAAACACAUUUCUUCGAAGACUCCUUCCCCAAAUGUGUUUGAUAAGAAUACUUCGCCACAAGAUAAUAAUAAUAAUAUUAGUAUUACGAAGAAUGAAGAUGAAAUUUCAAUUCAACAACAAGAAUACGGAAGCUAUUUUAGUCCUUUGGACCCAGAAGGCUCACAAAAUAAUACUAACGGCUUAUUUAAUGACGAUGGUCAUGAAAACCUUGAAAGUAUACUAAAGUUCGAUCCUUUCAAGGUUACUUUGAACAGUCAAUUGAUGAUGAAUGAAUUUGCAGCCGAUGGAUCUUUAGGUUUGGUACCUUUUUUGGAUAUGAGCAAUUCUACGAUUGGAGAUGAAGUUUCACUGUCAUAUGAUGAGUCUUCACAGGUGAAAUUAGAAAGCCUGGACCCCAAACUUUCGGAUAACCAGUAUUCUAGCUUCUUUCAAUGGCCAUAG